AUGGACCAGUUGCGAUCGACGUACCCCGACCGGGUGCCGAUCCUCUUGGCGAACGGCGUGCCGUUCUUGUGGGAGAGUAGGGAUGUAGAGCGCGUCCGUACAGAGCACAAUUUGUGUGGUCUGCUCACCGGAACGCUCCCGUUGAUCCCGCAGCAGAAUGUAUUCCUAGGCAUGCCGCUGCGCCUCUUGCCAGAGGAGGUCGUGCUCUUGCUGCGGCGGCGCGCGGCUGUGCUGAUCGAUGAUGCGCAUGCAUAUGGUGCACCGACGGAGGAGGAGCGGUCCGAGUACCUCGCGCACGAGGCACAAGAGAUCCUCGACCAGAAAGAGCGCCAGCGCCGCCAGCAGGAGGAGCAUCGGCAGCGCAUGGAGGCGGCCAUCACGCAAGAAUCGGGCGAUGCACGCGCACUUGAGCGCCGCCGUGCGCGCCAGGCAGCCAAGCAGGCCAAGGGACAGGCGCCGGACGAGACGCCAGAGGAGAACGAGCAGGACGUGCUGGCCAAAAUGCCCUACGUCCACCAUACCCACAGCACCUCGGCGCACCUUCCCGCCUACCACCCCGCCACGGCCGAAAUGAACACCGGCACCACGAACGCCUAUCUGACGCUCCAAGAGGCACAGGUGGCAGGCGUAUGGACAUACCCAAGCACACUGCAAGAGCGUGCGCGGUGCGCUGCAUUUGAAGCGCUGCACAGCAAGGGCUUCUUUUUGAGCACCGGCUUGCGGUUCGGCGGCGACUUUGUCGUGUAUCCUGGCGAUCCCUUGCGGUAUCACUCGCACUAUACUGCCACGGUGCUCGCGACGCCGCAGCAGCCGAUGGCCGCAUUUCACGUCGUGGCGUCCGGGCGUCUCGGCACGGCGGUCAAGAAGUCGCAUCUGCUGUGCCAAGCCAACACGAUUGUUCUCGACGAUGCCGAGGCGCUCGAACGGCGCCUGGCGGGAUACGAUGAUGCCACAGAGAGCACGCCGGCGCUGCCGUGGGGCAAUGCCGAGUACUGGAGCUUGGCAUGGGCAGGAUUUGGUACAUAG
Molecule: messenger RNA, 1026 nt
Organism: Malassezia japonica
Lineage: Eukaryota; Fungi; Basidiomycota; Malasseziomycetes; Malasseziales; Malasseziaceae
Gene: SEN34
Product: tRNA-intron lyase
Exons: 1
Coding region: 1-1026 (341 amino acids)
Biological process (GO): tRNA splicing, via endonucleolytic cleavage and ligation; tRNA-type intron splice site recognition and cleavage
Cellular component (GO): tRNA-intron endonuclease complex
Molecular function (GO): tRNA-intron lyase activity; nucleic acid binding
Source: RefSeq, a predicted model, not a curated record